Schistosoma margrebowiei is the source of this 783-nucleotide messenger RNA. Lineage: Eukaryota; Metazoa; Platyhelminthes; Trematoda; Strigeidida; Schistosomatidae. The record is from the annotation of a GenBank genome assembly.
AUGCUAGAGAUCCUUUUAUCCCCUGGCUCUCUUAGCUGGGGGAGAGGGCUUUUGUGCAUUUUUUCUGCAUUCGUUGUUGGACUUAGUGGUGUAGUUCCGCUUCUAUUUCUCCCACUAGAUAGUAUAUGUCAUAGGAAAGAUGUGAUUUCUCUUAAUAGGUGGCUUAGUUAUGCUACUGGAAGUCUCCUUGGUGAAGUUUUUAUCCACCUUUUGCCAGAAUCCUGGAUUAACAGUGACAUCGACACAUUUCAGAUCCCUGGAUUUUGGAUACUCAGUGGACUUCUGCUGUUUUUCAUUAUCGAGAAGUUAUGUAUUAAUGAUUCUACUGAAAAAGAGGUCGAAGGCUAUCUCAAUCUUGCUGCUAAUAUAAUUGAUAACUUUACCCAUGGUGUGGCUAUUGCUGGAAGUUAUCUUGUAUCUCUUCGUUUAGGGAUUCUGACGACUACCUGCAUAUUAGUCCAUGAAGUUCCUCAUGAAAUGGCUGAUUUUGUAAUUUUACUCCGAAGUGGGUUCAGUCGGUGGGAAGCUGCUAAAGCUCAAUUAGCCACAGCAUCUGGAUCUACUUUAGGUGCCAUUCUAACACUUUGUGCUAAUGCUUCAGUAACCGGUUGUACAACAAAAUGGAUACUUCCAUUUACUGCCGGUGGCUUUCUGUACAUUGCAUUGGUCUCUCUUCUACCUGAUAUUUUAAAAGAAUUAUCAUUUAAGGAAUCAAUUAUUCAUUUAACUCUUAUGUUUUUUGGUUUAACUUCAAUGGCAAUUGUCUCAUAUGCAAUGGAUUGA